Laccaria bicolor S238N-H82 is the source of this 591-nucleotide messenger RNA. RefSeq lists its product as uncharacterized. The coding region runs from base 1 to 591 and encodes 196 amino acids. The transcript is spliced from 4 exons. NCBI's taxonomy places the organism in Eukaryota, Fungi, Basidiomycota, Agaricomycetes, Agaricales, Hydnangiaceae. The record is from RefSeq and is a predicted model, not a curated record.
AUGCAUAGGAAGGAAAUUGCCGUUAUUGAGCGGAAAAUCGAGCGGCUCGAGUGGUCCAACAACGACACCGAGGAGAAGCGUCAAAUCCAAGUCCAGCUGGAAAAGAUGAUUGCGGAGAAACAAUCCAAACCAUCGUAUGCGAACAUCAAGGCAGAGCACGCUGGGUUUCAAGUGAGAUAUAACGAGUUGAAAGACCUGAAAGAACGUGCUGCGGAACGAUAUAAAGUCGACUACAAGAAAUGGCGCGACUUCAGUGAAUGGUCGUUUACAAACGACGACAAUCACCCAGCGGAAAAGAAGAAACGCGACCACGAAAGUAUAAUGAGGAAGAAACAGAAGAUGAUGUAUUUCGGACCUGAUCUGGCGCAGUUCGCGGGUGAAGAUGAUGAAAAUCUUAAAGAUCCUGAGGCCGCGACGACACCGUGUCGUCGACCAACCCGUCCUCCACCUCCCAUCGGUCGCAUUGACGUCGAGGGAGAUAAGGAGAAUCAGGAAGCAAAAUCAAUCUACCCCGGUUCCUUCGCUCAGAUUACAUCGCAUAUCAUCAGCCCCACCAGUCAUCAAGUCGACAUCUCUUACUUCAGUUACUAA